Molecule: messenger RNA, 2323 nt
Organism: Benincasa hispida (wax gourd)
Lineage: Eukaryota; Viridiplantae; Streptophyta; Magnoliopsida; Cucurbitales; Cucurbitaceae
Product: protein indeterminate-domain 12-like
Cellular component (GO): nucleus
Molecular function (GO): DNA-binding transcription factor activity
Source: RefSeq, a predicted model, not a curated record
UUGAGUAUUUUUAUAGCCUUUUUCCCAUAUGGGUCUCCUUUUAAUUCUCUCAUUCUCUCUUCUCUCCCACUUCAAUUUCAUCAUAUCAUCCUCUCUUUCUUCUUCCCAUUUCUCUCAAACCAAUUAGGCUAUUCAUAUAUCUCUUCAAAGAGCUCAGAUUCUUUGAGGGUUGUUUUUUGAAGAAGAAGAAGAAGAAGAGGAGGAGGAGAGAGAGAGAGAGAUAGUGACUAAUUUUGGAGAGAAUCAAAAGACAUAUGUACCCAUGUUUUGAUGUUUUUUCUUUCCUUUGUUUUUCUUUUGAAACCAAAUGAAGGGUUUCAUAAUUCCUUGUUGUGGCUAAUUCAGUUUGAUUCCAAAGCCAAAGAGAUUAUCAUUUAGGAUUCUUUUUUGUUUUUAAAUUUUUUUUGUAACUUUGGCUUUUCUUGUAUUAAUAUAUCUCUCUCUCUUUCUCUAUUCCUGAGAAAAGGGUUUGGAUUUUAAUAUCUACAAGAGUCUACCACCAAGAAGACAUCUCUCUCUCUUUCUCAAAACCCUAAACAAACAAAAAACAGAUCAGAUUGAUUUAUCAGUUUUUGGUAUUUUUUGUUGUUUUUAUCUUUGUUGGAGUUUUCUUCAAAGGCAUUUCACUUCCAAAAAAAAAAAAAAAAAAAAAACACGUUUUGGUAAUAUGUUUGCUGCAACAAUGUCCAAUUCAACUUCUUUGUCUGAAGAAGCUAGUGUCUCUUCUACCACAAGAAUCCACCCUGAUUUCACCUCCUUAAACCCUCUCCUUCCAUCUUUUUCUGAUAUUCAUCACCCUCCACAAAAGGUCAAGAAGAAACGAAGCCUCCCCGGUAAUCCAGACCCGGAUGCGGAAGUGAUAGUGCUUUCACCAAAAACACUACUAGCAACAAAUAGAUUUGUAUGUGAGAUUUGCAACAAGGGCUUUCAAAGGGAUCAAAAUUUGCAGUUGCAUAGGAGAGGGCACAAUUUGCCAUGGAAAUUGAAGCAAAGAAACAACAAAGAAGUGAAGAAGAAAGCUUAUGUUUGUCCAGAACCAAGUUGUGUUCAUCAUCAUCCUUCAAGAGCAUUAGGAGAUCUCACAGGAAUCAAAAAACAUUAUUGCAGAAAACAUGGUGAAAAGAAAUGGAAAUGUGAUAAAUGUUCUAAAGUCUAUGCUGUUCAAUCUGAUUGGAAAGCUCACUCCAAAACUUGUGGCACUAGAGAAUAUAGAUGUGAUUGUGGAACCCUUUUCUCCAGGAAGGAUAGCUUCAUAACCCAUAGAGCUUUUUGUGAUGCAUUGGCUGAAGAAAGUGCAAGGCUCUCAGCUAACCAAUUGGCCAUGGCGGCUGCCGCCGACAUCAACAUAAACUCGUCUUCGACCACCUCCGCUCAAUCGCUCUUUCCUUAUGCUAAUCACCAUCAAUUCUCGAACUCGUCAUUGUCACUGCCAACACCGCUGUCACAAACCCACAUGUCUUUAAACCCUUGGGACCAUCUCCAAAACCCUAACCCUAAUCACACGCUCCAAAUCAUUAAGCCAGAGGAGUCAAAUUCUCAUACUUCACAUUCUCAUAAUUUUCACCAAAUUCCAAAUUGGCCCCUCUCUAAUUCCUCCUCUUCCAACAACAACAACAACCCUUUUGGUCUAAUCCAGGAUCACCACCACCAAAGGGCAGGCUCAUCCUCCUCCUCUUCCAUGAUAACCUCACCCUUUAGAAACCUCCACGUGUCAGUCCACCCAGGAUUAAAUGCUGCCACGUCAGCUCACUUGUCAGCGACAGCCCUACUCCAAAAGGCAGCAACAGUUGGCGUUGGCGCUUCAAAAUCCGGUCACCAUCAGCCCGAGUCAGUGGGCCACAUUACUCACUUCAACAUGCCCAACAUCCCCGAGUUCGGACCACCGAAUCAAAUUGACUCACUGAGUCAACUCGGUCCCGACUAUACCACGUGGCAGAAGACUGACCGGCUGACCAGGGACUUUCUCGGUCUGACUGGAGAUGGGAACGGCGGCGUCGGCGGUACUGAUGGUGGAUCUGGCGGCGGUGGAGUGGUACAAGUUAGCAUGAGAGUUAAGGAUAUGCUAUCGUACGCAGGUGGAAUGGAGAUGUUUAAGCCUCACAACAAUAACAAUAAUAGUAAUAAUAAUAAUAAUAAUUUUGGAUAUGCGGAGCCAGCUGCCAAUGAAACCUGGGGAGACUGUUGAAUUCUUCUUCUUCUUCUUCUUCUUUUUGGAAGCUUAUUAAAUUUUAUGAAUGUUUUUCCUUUAUAUUUGAUCCUGUUACUUUUUGUAUUUUUAUUUUUGUAUGACUUAUUUUUAAUCUCUAUAAAACUUUGCAAGAAA